UUUUUCAUCCAGAAAUUCAUCCCAUCCAACUUCAGAUAUCCACAGCUUUUGGAUAAAUAAUGUUUGCUAAAUGAAGACGAAAAGACCAAAUAAUGGAUAUUUCAUCUGUUUCGAAGUGUCCCAAACGCACCGUGGGAUUAACCUUGCCAGAAGCUGAAGAGAGCAUCGAUGUCAAGCAGUUUAUUCAGUUAAUACCGGAAGCCCAACAAGUUCAUUGGAAAGUCCCGUACCUAAAUACAAAUCAUCAAUUAAGAAGAAGUCCUUUUCGUGGAAUUGGUGGAUCAUCAAUACCUAUGCAUGGAAAAACAUCGUGUUCAAUUUUGUUCGAGGAUAAGUAUUAUGAAUUAGGAGUUUAUGACAAUCCCAAUCUUAUCUCGCCUACAGCGCUCCUACUUGGUAGAGCCCUGUUCAAUUACUCAAUAAUUUACUUUUUUGAAAAGAAAUAA
Drosophila elegans is the source of this 446-nucleotide messenger RNA. RefSeq lists its product as uncharacterized. The record is from RefSeq and is a predicted model, not a curated record. The transcript is spliced from 2 exons. The coding region runs from base 93 to 446 and encodes 117 amino acids. NCBI's taxonomy places the organism in Eukaryota, Metazoa, Arthropoda, Insecta, Diptera, Drosophilidae.